AUGAUGAAGGGCUCUCAAAUCUUAAAGGAAGCCAGGAAAGUCCAUCAACACAUGAGCAACACAUGCUGCUACUACUCCACCACUAACUCUCCUGUUCCUGUGGCUGUGGAUCCAUUUGCUGCCCACCCUUCACACCACAACCUCUCCACUAUCGAAUCCAAAUCCCAACUCCUGAAAUCUUACACAGUUACUCCCCCAAUCAAACCCUGGCCUCAAAAACUCUACCCCAAACGCCUUGUCUCCAUCAUCACCCGCCAACAAAACCUUGACCUUGCCCUCCAAAUCUUCUACCAUGCUGGGAACUACCACCCUGGCUUUGAACAUAAUUACGAAACCUACCACUCUAUCAUCCACAAACUCUCUCGUGCACGCGCCUUUGAACCUGUUGAAACCCUUCUUUCCCAGCUACAGAAGAAAUCAUCAAGCAUCAAGUGUGGGGAGAAUCUUUUCAUCGAUGUCUUACGUAAUUACGGAAUCGCCAGCAGACCAAAAGAUUCCUUACGCAUCUUCUUGAGGAUCAAGGACUUUGGUGUCACAAGAUCUGUACGUUCUUUAAACACCCUUCUAAACGUUUUGAUUCAGAACAGAAAAUUCGAAUUGGUGCAUGCUUUGUUCAAAAACAGUCAAAAGAAGUUCAAUAUCACACCCAAUGUGUUUACUUGUAACAUUCUUUUAAAAGCAUUUUGUAAGAAGGGUGAUAUAGAAGGUGCACUCAAGGUGCUCGAUGAAAUGCCUGCAAUGGGGAUGGUGCCGAAUGUUGUGAGUUAUACUACUGUAAUGGGAGCUUAUGUUUUUAAAGGAGAUAUGGUGGGUGCAAAGAAGAUGUUUGAUCAGAUUCUGGAUAGAGGUUGGAUCCCAGACGCCACCACUUACACAAUCUUGAUGGAUGGGUUUUGUAAGCAAGGGAGAUUGGUUGAUGCUGUGAGAGUGAUGGAUGAGAUGGAGGAUAAUAAAGUUGAGCCCAAUGAUGUUACUUAUGGGGUUAUGAUUGAAGCUUUUUGCAGAAACAAAAAGACAGGUGAAGCUUUGAAUUUGCUAGAUGAUAUGUUUGAGAAGAAAUACGUGCCGACUUCUGCUCUUUGUUGUAGAUUGAUUGAUGUGUUAUGUGAAAAUGGGAAGGUUGAGGAUGCGUGUGAUCUAUGGAAGAAGCUCUUGAGGAAGAAUUGUACUCCUGAUAAUGCCAUAUCAAGUACACUUAUACACUGGUUGUGUAAAAAGGGGAAGAUUUGGGAAGCGAGGAAGUUGUUUGAUGAGUUUGAAAGGAGUUCGAUUCCUAGUGUUUUAACUUAUAAUACCCUGAUUGCUGGUAUGUGUGAGAUGGGGGAGCUGUGUGAGGGUGGUAGGUUGUGGGAUGACAUGGUGGAGAAGGGAUGUGUUCCUAAUGCAUUUACAUAUAACAUGUUAAUCAAAGGGUUUUGUAAAGUUGGUAAUGCAAGGGAAGGGGUUAGGAUUUUGGAGGAGAUGUCGGGGAAGAGGUGUUUACCGAAUAAAAGCACUUAUAAUAUCUUACUUGUGGGGCUUUGUAACUCAGGGGAGGAAGAUGAAGUGAUGAAGGUACUUGAGAUGGCUGCUUCAAGUGGACAAGUGAUUGAUGCAGAUGUUUGGCAACUUCUUGUAACAAAGUUUGGUAGUAAUUUUAUGGUACAUAGGGGUAAAAAAGGGUCCAAACUUGACCCGAUUGGACCCAGAAGCAACCACCACCAUCUGCCGCCACAACCACCACCAUCAAAACACAAACAAACUUGGAAAUCGCCACCACCACUUGCCUCCUCCACCACCACCACCCACUGA
Messenger RNA from Lactuca virosa, 1791 nucleotides. Lineage: Eukaryota; Viridiplantae; Streptophyta; Magnoliopsida; Asterales; Asteraceae. The record is from the annotation of a GenBank genome assembly.